This is a messenger RNA of Sabethes cyaneus, 1166 nucleotides long. RefSeq names its product replication termination factor 2. The coding region runs from base 66 to 959 and encodes 297 amino acids. The record is from RefSeq and is a predicted model, not a curated record. Gene Ontology annotation, cellular component: nucleus. Gene Ontology annotation, biological process: site-specific DNA replication termination at RTS1 barrier; mitotic DNA replication termination. Lineage: Eukaryota; Metazoa; Arthropoda; Insecta; Diptera; Culicidae. The transcript is spliced from 3 exons.
UUGUUUAUUGAUAGUUCAUUUACAACGUAAAUUUCUACAGAUUUCUUGCUAAUAAUUUCGUCGAAAUGGGGUGUGAUGGUGGAACUAUUCCUAGGAGAGAUGAAUUGGUGCGAUUAAAGAAGAAACCAGAACAGAAAGAUAAAGACGCUGAAAGACAGUUCCGUUGGAAGCAUUGCACUCUCACGCAGGAACGUCUCCAAAAACCUAUCGUAAUGUGUGGCCUUGGAAGGGUUUACUCGAAGCAAAACAUUAUUGAAGCACUCCUGGAAAAGGGCCGAAUUCCGGAAUCGUGUAGCCAUAUUAAGUCAUUAAAGGAUAUCAAGGAUCUGAAUUUGACCGCAAACCCUGCUUACGAAGCAAGCCGUGAUGACAAAAGUGCUGAAUUCAUUUGUCCCUUGAUCGGAUUGGAAAUGAGCGGCCAGUUCCGUUUUGUGGCCAUCUGGAGCUGCGGGUGCGUUUUUUCGGAGCGUGCCUUGAAGGAAAUCAAAGACAAAGCUUGUUCAGUGUGCCAGACUCCAUUCACUGAGCAGGAUGUUGUAAUUUUAAAUGGUACCGACGAAGAUGUUGAUUCGAUGCGCACUCGUAUGGAAGCUCGCGUAGCUCGUGCUAAAGCGGAAAAGAAAGCCAAAGCAGAUAAAAAGGCGAAAGCCAAGGAGAGCCUUCCCGCAACCCAAACAUCUAAUUCCUUGGAAAAUGAUUGCAAUGAAGCGGGUCCAUCGAAACCCAUUACCAAUGGAAAACCGGGAUGUUCGACUAGCAAAUCGAUUAUAACCAACAAACGAGCUUUGAUAAGCGAUAAAAUUGGAGAUGACCCUUUGUUUAAGAAAUCUAAACAAGAUUAUAGUGUAGCAAGGGACCCGAGCGCCACUGCAGUGUAUAAAUCGCUUUUCACAACACACGAGAGCGAACAGGACCAGAAACGAGCCCACUGGGUUACUUAUAAUCCUUUCUAUAAUUAGUACCUUAUGAUAAUAUAUUGAUCAAAAAUGAAAUUUAUUUAACUGUGGUGAAAACAGUAAGUAAUACCGAAGCAACCUGACAAGGGUUUAACCAAUUAGAUAUACAGCGCUGCCCUUUUUGUUUACGACUACGACUACGUCUUAGUUUAGCGGGAUUGCUGCAAAAUUAAAUAUGUAAUAGGUACCGACACUGUAAUAAAGGUUUUA